Molecule: messenger RNA, 1220 nt
Organism: Cherax quadricarinatus
Lineage: Eukaryota; Metazoa; Arthropoda; Malacostraca; Decapoda; Parastacidae
Source: RefSeq, a predicted model, not a curated record
CGUACGGUGGCGGUGCUCCGGCCUCUUUCUCCCCACGGACCUCGCUGGUAGAAGGACGCGCUACGCAACACCGCAAAGAUGGGGAAGGCUUUAGAUCCAGUUAGUUUCCUUAAGGAUUUCCUUGCCGGUGGCAUCGCCGCCGCCAUUUCCAAGACAGCUGUAGCGCCGAUUGAGCGUGUAAAGCUGCUGCUUCAGGUGCAGGCCGCCUCUAAACAGAUUAGUGCCGAAACUGCUUACAAGGGCAUGGUAGAUUGUUUCGUCCGUAUUCCUAAAGAACAAGGCGUCCUUGCAUACUGGCGUGGUAACCUUGCCAACGUUAUUCGUUAUUUCCCCACUCAGGCGCUCAACUUCGCUUUCAAGGACAAGUAUAAGCAGGUUAGCUGCUGAUAUUGGCAAGGGCCCUGAACAGCGUGAAUUCAAGGGUUUGGGAGAUUGCCUUGUGAAGAUCUUCAAAGCUGAUGGCCCCAUUGGUCUCUACAGAGGUUUUGGUGUAUCAGUUCAGGGUAUUAUCAUUUACCGUGCUGCAUUCUUUGGGUUCUACGAUACUGCUAAGGGCAUGCUUCCUGCAAAGAAUAGUGGAAUCUUCAUUUCUUGGGUUAUUGCUCAGACAGUAACCACAAUCUCUGGCAUUAUCUCCUAUCCAUUUGAUACUGUGCGUCGGCGCAUGAUGAUGCAGUCUGGUCGCAAAGGAGGAGAUAUCAUGUACAAGAACACAAUAGACUGCUGGAGGAAGAUUGCCAAGAAUGAGGGUAGUGCAGCCUUCUUCAAGGGUGCCUUUUCCAACAUCCUUAGGGGUACUGGUGGUGCCCUUGUGCUUGUGAUGUAUGAUGAAAUCCAGCUGCUGCUUUUCGGUACUAAGUCUGGUGGCGGCGAGUAAACUAGAGAUAAUACGCAUCUGCUAAAACAACCAGUUGGGGAGGAUAAAUUUUGGACAGGUGUAUGGGUCAAGCAUGUACAAAUUGCUGUUGAAGCCCAGUUAACCUGUCGAAAGUGUGUAUAGUAUAUAGUUCCAUGAACUGUACUUGCCUGUCCAAGAAAUAGAUCUACAGGUUGAUGGCCCAUGUUCAUAUUUUAUAUUCAUUUAAAACUCCUUGAUGGGAUUUUAGAAUAUAGUUUGUACAGAAUCAUCUACAAUACAUAAGCCAUAUCGUCACGAAUUUUCAAUGGCAAAACCAUUCCUGUAAUAAAUUAUAAUAAGUUAAAUAAAAAUUGUAAACUGA